AUGGAGACGCAAGUGGUGUUUGAAAAAUGUGAUGGAAGUCGGGUCACAGAGGGUAUGCUUCAAGAAGCCUCACAGCUCUUCAGUGAACACUACGGCGUUUGGAGUGAGCACGCUGCACAGAUGUUCGGCAACUUUCCAAAGGCUGGUAGUCACGUACGACUCGGUCAGGAAAGAUUUCGAGCGGAUUACCUACCCGACGACACCACAUGCUCUUACGGGAAAGUCACCGUGAACGGGCGCCUCGUCGGUAACGUGUUCGCUUGCCGCUGGGCAUACGAUGGUAAGACUAUAUGUUGGAUUACUCAGCUCGUGGUACAUGAAGACUAUCGAGAGCGAGGACUUGCAACCGGUCUCUUGAAUCGGCUCAGACACGAUGACGACGACAUUUACGGCAUCGUGAGCUCUCAUCCCGCGGCCUGCCUGGCUGCUGCCAAAGCGUUUGGAAGCUCUAUCGGCACGGUCCGUCUUGGUUAUAUCAAGGAAUAUGCGGAAGGGAUCAUGAAAGCGUCCCCAAUACGCUAUGUCAAAGAUGCUAAACUUCGCGGUAGUCUCUUUGACCCCGAGGAUGCCAGCGGGCUUGUGUCAAGUGUUGAUACUGGCUUUUGGGUCGAUCAUACGGAACCACUUGAAGUUUUGGCAUGGGCGCGAGCAUUGCCUCCUGCAUCUUCGUCUCCGGUGGCCAAAAGCCCAACAUCGUCACCCAAGGACCCCUCCGCCCACGCCGCAGCGAUCAGCCAAGCGAGCGGCGAUCACCCAGAUGAGAUACCGUGCUGGAGCGAACCGUGCCGAAGUGUGUUCGUCGUGACGAUUUCCGGACGCAGAAGCUCUGUACCGUCAAGCCGGGCCUACAGCAUCGGCUCCGUCCAUGCCGGCAUUGCGAACCGGAAGGAUUUCGUCCCGGGGCGUCUCGUUGCUGGCUGCGUGGAGAUUGGGGCGUACAAUCGCGACGACGCGGCGCAUUGGCCGUGUUUUCCGGAUGUGGAUCGUGUGGCUGGCCUUGUUGUCGGUGGCGUCUGCGAUGAUGGCGAUCGUUAUGAGAGCAGCGAUGUUCUUCGCCCUUCGGGUCGUGUCGAGAGGGUGCUGGACGGUCUGCUUUUCUCUGAUCUGUGGAUGCUGUGGAGGAGGAGUGCGGGUGCCGCUUUGAAGCGCUGGGAUUGA
Messenger RNA from Letharia lupina, 1158 nucleotides. RefSeq lists its product as uncharacterized. Gene Ontology annotation, molecular function: acyltransferase activity, transferring groups other than amino-acyl groups. Lineage: Eukaryota; Fungi; Ascomycota; Lecanoromycetes; Lecanorales; Parmeliaceae. Bases 1 to 1158 code for a protein of 385 amino acids. The transcript is spliced from 4 exons. The record is from RefSeq and is a predicted model, not a curated record.